AUGAAUAUGCUGAACAAAGACACCAUUUUGUUAAAAACGAAAAAAUUAAAAAAUCUAUGCGAGCAUGAGGAAAACAUAAACAGUCAGCAUUUAAAGGCCCUAAUAGAAAUAUUAGAAUACUUCUUCGAAAAAUACAAUGAUUUUUUUUUAUCGUCCGUAGUAUGGGAAGUGGUGGACAAAAUGAUAAUACUUGAAAACACCAUUGAAGAGAAGAAAAACAUCGAUGUGGACUUAAGGACCUCCAUCAAAUUUUGCGAAUUUAUUUUCAACAAAUUAAUUGCGUACACCAAUUAUGAAAGUGAUAACCUGAAGUACUUUUUUAGCUUCAGUUUUUUGCGGCGCCACCUCUGCUCCGUAUUAAGCUCUUUUCUAAACUGUAGCAGUUCGUCUUUCCGGAGGAAAGUAGAGUCGUCCUUCACUACAGAGCUAUUAACCCUAACAAAGCAAAUUUUCGAAACGAUAAAAGUUGAAAAUGAUCUGGAGCUGAAGGUCUGUUAUACAGAAUUUGUGUGGAGGUCCUUCAGAAGGAUCGACUUUGCAACAUUCAACAUCAAAGGGUUGCAUGCAAAUAUAAACACGUUAGAAAAGUUGAAACAUUUUAAGAUUUUUAAAUUCGAUGAGGAAUGCAUAAAUUGGCUCAAGGAGGAAAACUACAUGGACAGAAAGAUCGUCAUUGAAGAUGGACACUUCACCAUAAGGGGAAAUGAAAAAUGCGUGAACAAAGACUUCAUCCUCUGCUACUUGGGGAAGUGCUCCAUAUUUUUGUACUACGACAACCCCGAAGAAGAUGAAAAAUGCAAAAUAGAGGUCCCGUACUACCACAUCACUUCAGUGCACUUUGAGGGCAAAAAUGUAUUCACCCUGGACUGCAAAGCUAUCAUAGACCAGACGAACAUAUUCAACCUGUGGGGGCAAGACAUAAGGGACGCCGUUGACUACGAAAGCGUCAACAAGUUCAGCCUAUCGCUAGACAUCAAGAAAAAUUCGAAGGACGUGAGGAGGUUCCUAGACAAAAUUUCUGUGAAACUAAAAAAAGAAUCGAAAAACAGCAAGAGGGAAGAUCACCAGAAGAGUCGUCAUGAUAAGGAAAAGAAGGACGACAGUGAUGCAACAACUCUUUCUAGCGAAAACGACGCAAAGGAAAAACUAGACGACCAGCUAUUCUUAUCCAAUUCAUCUAACACGGACCAGGACAUAAGCGACAAACAGGCUAGACAUGGUUCGAGGAAAGGAGGAAAAGCGUCAAAAGGUGAAGAGAAGAAUAUGAAGAAAAAGAAAAAAACAAAAAAAAAAGAGACAAAGGAUGACAAAAUAAAAUAUGAGAUGUCGUCAGAUGAGAAAAAUUAUAUUAAGGGGUACAAAACUGAAAGGGAUGUGAAGAAAAAAACGGACAGUGAAAGUCCUCUUGGGCAUUACAAUUUGGGGGCAAAAAACUCGCAGACCCACAUGAAAAGAAAGAACGCCCAGGAAAGGGAUAGCGACACCGAAGUUAUCAUCCAGAAAAUUAUUUCCCGCCAUAACGAAAAAAAAGAAAUUUUUAAAAAGGCCCUAAAGCAGGGCUUUUCCGAUGCUCUCAAAGAAAUAGACAGCGACAUUAAAGCGCUGGUCGAGAAACAAAAAUGUAGGAGGCACGAAUUUCACAAAAAAUAUGAAAAGAAAAAAAAGAACAUGAUAACCAUUAUGGAGAAAGAUAUAAGCAUGUUGACCAAGGAGAUAAAUGCUUUAACUGAGUCCUUGAAGAAAAUUGGCGUAAACAAAAAUGAAGUGCUGAAGCUGCAUGAGGAGGGGAAGUUCAUCUUAUCAUCCAACGAAUUGUUACAAAAGAGCCAAGCAAUUAUCAAGAGGGUAAAGGAAAAUUUGCAGAAAAUGAAUAGUGAUAUAAUUGGAAAGGAAAAGGAGUACAACAAGAGAAAGAAAUUAUGCUUUAAGGCCUUGGCCACGGCAUAUGAAUAG
Molecule: messenger RNA, 1953 nt
Organism: Plasmodium fragile
Lineage: Eukaryota; Apicomplexa; Aconoidasida; Haemosporida; Plasmodiidae
Exons: 15
Coding region: 1-1953 (650 amino acids)
Source: RefSeq, a predicted model, not a curated record